GUAUCAGCUAGACGAAACUGAAUGUAUAAAUUGAUGAGGUGAUUCAGAGCCGAAAAAUUGUGUUACAAAUUUUCGGGAGCCAAGCUUUCCAGGAAAUCAAGUUAAUCUGGUUUGUAUCACUCCACGACUGGUAAACGAACAGGUAAACAUACACGAUGACUUACACGAAGAGUUCGGCGAGCUUAAUCCAAAGCUCUAUUUCUGUUGUCACAAAACUGAAGUGCGUGGUAUUUAAGAAUUAGAGAGAAAUGUAAAACGAAACAAUCCAUAGGUAAAAGCGAGGAGGGAGGUUAUGUUCUCAAAUAAUUAGAUCAUUUUAUAAAUUCAAUAUCAUUCAGCGGCUUCCUUGAUGAGAGAAAUUAUACACGCGCAGAACUGAGAAGAAUCGAUUUAACUGCGUUUUAGUCUGUCAUAAACAUUUUUACCCAAUAUUAGAGCACACGAUAUCUCAUUUUAUUGUUAUUUACAAUAUAAACAAAAAGUGAAUAUGAAGGAGUCUGAAGUGAAAUUCUAUAUCCCUUAGGAAUAGAAAACUGUAGCCAUAUUCUUGAUCCACGGUCACAUGAUUUUUUAUAAUUGUUGUUAUGCACAAAGGGUUAUUAUCCUGGCAUUUGCAUGCACGCCAUGUAAACUUGUGAAGAGUGAUCUCCAUAUCGGCUAUAGAUCUCUGGAGGGAAACAGCUCACAAAUAACAUUAUUAAAUAUGCCAAGCUAUUAACUAGCGAGCAAGUGGGUGUAGUGUGUUGUCGAAUAGGUUUAUUCUGCUUGUUCAUACACACCGCGUGGAUGUGUGUGUUUUCUACAUUUACAUAAUGUGCUAUCCUACUUAAAUAUGCGUACACAAAAUAUAAUAUACAAUAGGUGCUAAUUCUCACGUGCCAAUAUGUUACAGUGGGUGUAGAAAGUGUUAACUCUAACAUAAUGAUAUAUUAUCAGUUUUCCUUAAAAUGUAUCCUUUCCCUUCCUGUUGAGAAAGUAUGUCGAGUUUCCGUUCAAGGAAAAGGCUUGUUACUAGCAGUACUUUAAAGAUUCGCUUGCCACCAUCAAAACAUUUCUGGUUACAAGCGUUACCGUGAAAGUCUUCGGCUCAGCUGAGGUAUUAUUCGUGGACUUGGCCUAACGGAUUUUGCAGUUGACGUUUGCCAGUACAACGAUUAGGCAGCUGCACUUUUUUAUAGAAACAUGUUGCUACGGCUGCGCACGCUUAAUAAUACCAGAGCACCAUAAAAGCAACAAAUUACCAAGUGAAAAAACGUACACCAAUCAUUUCGAGUAAUUCUUCUUUUCAAUGUUCUUCUCUUCGAGUAAAGCGGAUUUAAAUGCAAAAUUUGGUAAAUGGAAAAUUCCCUUCGAUUUUCAGGUGUUAAAAACAAAACGUCAUCAAGCGGUUUCUAUUUGUUUUAAAAUAUAGCCCACGGUAUAAAUUAGCAUAUUUCAAAGACGUCCGCAUUAUCUGGAGUAAAGUUCGUAAUUGUAAGGAUCGUGAUGUGGUGUUACAAGAUGACAAAACUUGUAAUUUCCUGAGACGUACAAAGGAAUGAUUUUUCACAACACUUCUUAACCCAUUUGGCGUCAUUAUUUAUUUCUGAUCAUUUAUGCAAUUAGCACAUUCCGAGCACCGGACAAAGAAAAAUUUUGAGUCCCCGACGAGACUAGAAGCCACGAGUCCAUGACCUCCUAGAUACCGGGUGGGCGAUCUAACCACUAAGGUACAGAAAUACGCAUGGAGAAGAAGUACUAGGUUCACAUGUGGACCAUAUGAAGUGGAAACUGUUCCUCAUAUUGAAAUAUAAAAUCAAACAAAUAGCAAUCAUUGUUAUGACCAACCAAAAACAUGGCGUAAACACAAAACAAAACAUUUCUUGACUCGUCUGAAUCGUCCUUAAUUAAAAGAUAGAUUUUGUUUACAGCUUUCUUCCGCUGGUAUUCGACACAAAGUCAAGUGAGCUAUUUAAUUAGUUCGUUUAGAGCAAAUAUUUGUUGGUUACCUCAAAAAGGGGACUGAACUCAAGAGCUCCAGUCCUCUAGUGCCAUAAUGUAUUCCUUUACCUUGGUCAUUAUUUACCGAAAGACGAUACUGGUGCUAGGUCUCACUGAUCUGUCACUGGGUAACUUGCGCGGAUUCAUAACAAAUGCGAACCAGCGAGCGAACGUAUCGAGAACAGAGCACUUUUAAAGCAAAUAUAUCGCGCGCAGCUGCUACAGUUGGUGUAUUUUACAAGGAGAAAAUAGAAUAGCAGAUUGUCAGAGAAUAGGGAACUGCGAUUCACAGUCGACCGGAUUCAACUGGAUUCUACGUAUACAGGGAAAAUGAACAACUCCACACCAGUCAAUCAAACAUUGCCAUCGCCUGAGACGAUAACACCGUUUUCUAUAAUGGCUUGGAGCGUAGCCUUUGGCACGUUAGCAGCCAUGGCCAUAUUUGGAAACUCAACCGUCAUUCUGGCGUUCAGUCGAAAUAUUAAAUUGCACACGCGCACUAACUACAUUAUAGUAGGACUAGCAACCGCUGACCUGCUGGUAGGAUUCAUUGCAGUUCCACUCUAUAUCAGCAUGAUACUUCUGUACAAACGUCAUCUUGCAAUACCUCUGGUUUUGAGUGUGAUUUACCACGCAAUGGAUGUGUUUGGAGGUUUCGCUUCCAUAUUUCAUUUGAUGCUAAUAAGCUUGGAACGUUUCUAUGCUAUUGCGUUUCCGGUGAGUCAUCGGAAUUCAUCCAAAGUUGUCUAUUUUGGUGUUUUAGUGAUUUGCUGGGCGACUGCAGGAUCUCUAUCCUUCAUCCACUCAAUCAGAUACAGUAACUACAAUAUCACAAGAGCUUUCUUCAUUCUCUUUUGCGUUUGCUUCACGGUAGCCUUUAUUGUCAUCUGUUCCAUGUAUCUCGGAAUAUGGCGAAAAGCAAAAGCAAAGAAGUUGAUGAGGAAGGGUUCAAGGAAGACACUUCAGAAAAGAGAUCAUGAAGUCAUGAUUGCCAUGUCCCUUCUUAUCGUCAUUAUCAUUUUUGCCGUGACCUGGCUGCCAUUCUUUUCUAUAAACGCAGUUUACUUUUUUCAAUCGGAACUAAAACGAAGAGCAAUAUCGUUUGAAGUCAUUCAGUUCACCAAGCUCUUACACUACUCCAACUCCGCCAUUAAUCCAAUUAUUUACUCGCUAAAAAUUCCCGGAUUUAAAAAAACCUUUACAAGCCUGCUAAAGCGGGAGUCAACGAGAUCACUAAGAACUUCGUUUAGUAUGUUACGACGAGACUCUUCAAAGAAGCCUGUGGCUCAAGCUGAUAGGCAAGACCACUGUUGAUUGUAGGUGCUGAGAGUAGGACGUAGAGAGAGAGAGAGAGAGAGAGAGAGAGAGAGAGAGAGAGAGAGAGAUAGAUAGAUAGAGAGAAAUCUAAAGGCUGUAUAUCGCGUUAAGAAUAUAAAAAGUAAUUAUUCAAAUCAUCAUACUGAGGCUGUGAAUGUUGUAGCAUCGAGCGUGGCCUAAAAACACAAGUUCUGAAAAAUCGAUCACAGGAAAUAAAACUUCUCGUCUUAAUUAAUGUUAGGUCAGCGCUCUAUAAUUCUACGUCGCACGUUUUACACUUGUUUCAGUUGUUAUAUCCCAUCUACGAUAUAGAUCGUUUUCACGUGACGUCAUCACUUUCUAAAAUCCAAACUAAAGAGCCAC
Orbicella faveolata is the source of this 3660-nucleotide messenger RNA. RefSeq names its product adenosine receptor A3-like. Gene Ontology annotation, molecular function: G protein-coupled receptor activity. The record is from RefSeq and is a predicted model, not a curated record. Lineage: Eukaryota; Metazoa; Cnidaria; Anthozoa; Scleractinia; Merulinidae. Gene Ontology annotation, biological process: G protein-coupled receptor signaling pathway. Gene Ontology annotation, cellular component: plasma membrane.